Molecule: messenger RNA, 4605 nt
Organism: Nycticebus coucang (slow loris)
Lineage: Eukaryota; Metazoa; Chordata; Mammalia; Primates; Lorisidae
Gene: ATP6V1B1
Product: ATPase H+ transporting V1 subunit B1
Exons: 14
Coding region: 94-1635 (513 amino acids)
Biological process (GO): proton transmembrane transport; ATP metabolic process
Cellular component (GO): proton-transporting V-type ATPase, V1 domain
Molecular function (GO): ATP binding; proton-transporting ATPase activity, rotational mechanism
Source: RefSeq, a predicted model, not a curated record
CUAGGCAGCUCUCUCCAGCUCCAGCUGGGCCGAAGAAGUCUUAGAGCUGCCACCAUCAGGCUCAGGGAGUUGUCUCCCAGACCAUCCUGCACCAUGGCCAUGGAGGUAGACAGUGGGCCUGGGAGAUUCCCCAGCAGUGACUGCGACCUGGGCUCAGACCGAGAGCACAUGCAGGCAGUUGCCCGAAACUAUAUCACCCAUCCCCGUGUCACUUAUAGGACCGUAUGCAGCGUUAACGGGCCCCUGGUGGUGCUGGACCAGGUCAAGUUUGCCCAGUAUGCUGAGAUUGUCAACUUCACCCUCCCUGAUGGGACUCAGAGGAGUGGGCAAGUGCUUGAGGUUGCUGGCACCAAGGCAAUUGUUCAGGUGUUUGAAGGGACAUCUGGGAUUGAUGCGCAGAAGACCACUUGUGAAUUCACAGGAGACAUCCUACGGACUCCAGUGUCAGAGGACAUGCUGGGUCGGGUUUUCAAUGGCUCUGGAAAACCCAUUGAUAAGGGGCCAGCGGUCAUGGCAGAGGACUUUCUGGAUAUCAAUGGUCAGCCCAUCAACCCCCACACCCGCAUCUACCCCGAGGAGAUGAUUCAGACGGGCAUUUCUCCCAUCGAUGUCAUGAACAGCAUUGCCCGCGGUCAAAAGAUCCCCAUCUUCUCAGCAGCUGGGCUCCCCCACAAUGAGAUUGCUGCUCAGAUCUGUCGACAGGCGGGGCUGGUGAAGAAAUCCAAGGCUGUGCUGGAUUAUCACGAUGACAACUUUGCUAUUGUCUUUGCAGCCAUGGGGGUGAACAUGGAGACAGCCAGGUUCUUUAAGUCUGAUUUUGAGCAGAACGGAACCAUGGGGAAUGUCUGCCUCUUCCUGAAUUUGGCCAACGACCCCACGAUUGAGCGGAUCAUCACUCCACGCCUGGCACUGACCACUGCUGAGUUCCUCGCCUACCAGUGUGAGAAGCACGUGCUAGUCAUACUGACUGACAUGAGUUCCUAUGCAGAAGCUUUGCGGGAGGUCUCAGCUGCCAGAGAGGAGGUGCCCGGGCGCCGAGGCUUCCCUGGAUACAUGUACACAGACCUGGCCACCAUUUACGAGCGGGCAGGCCGCGUGGAGGGCCGGGGCGGGUCCAUCACGCAGAUCCCCAUCCUCACCAUGCCCAACGACGAUAUCACCCACCCCAUCCCAGACCUGACGGGGUUCAUCACAGAGGGACAGAUCUACGUGGACAGACAGCUUCAUAACAGACAGGUCUAUCCCCCCAUCAACGUGCUCCCUUCCCUGUCGAGGCUGAUGAAGUCCGCCAUUGGGGAGGGCAUGACAAGAAAGGACCAUGGCGAUGUCUCCAACCAGCUGUACGCCUGCUAUGCCAUCGGCAAGGACGUGCAGGCCAUGAAGGCAGUGGUGGGAGAGGAGGCGCUCACCUCUGAGGACCUGCUUUACCUGGAAUUCCUGCAGAAGUUCGAGAAGAACUUCAUCAACCAGGCCCCCUAUGAGAACCGCUCGGUGUUCGAGUCGCUGGACCUGGGCUGGAAGCUGCUGCGCAUCUUCCCCAAGGAGAUGCUGAAGCGCAUUCCGCAGAGCGUGAUCGACGAGUUUUACUCCCGCGAGGGGGCGCCACAGGACUCCGUGCCUGACACCGCGCUCUAGCCUCGCGCGCACCCGGCGUCGCCCUGGGUACCCUGCCCCCCUACCCUGCCCCCGCACGCGAGUGUUCCCCUAGCUCCUCCCGGUCUGCUGUCGCACUGAACCCCACCCCCAGCCCUCCACAGCCUGUGGGGCGUUCCCGCGCUCCAUCCCUUACGCUCAACUUCCAGCACUGAGAAAGAGAAGAUUGUUAAGCCCUCCUCCUAUGCCUUACUCUCCCAGGAGCAUCUGUAGUUUUAGUUUAAAGGCCCACAAAAGAAGAAGUAGCCAAGAUGAAUUUAUCUUAAGUGAAAACAGGAUUGGCAAAAAAUCGUAAUUGUUGAAGCUGGGGCUGGCGGGCACAUGGAGUUCAUUUAACUAUUCUCUCUACCAAAAAAAGAAAAAAAAGCUACAUUAAUUUUUUUUUUUCAGUUGUCAUUGCUGUUUUAGCCGGCCAGGGCUGGGUUCAAACCUGCCACUCUGGGCAUGUGGGGCCAGUGUCCUACGCACUGAGCCACAGGCACCACUCUACAUUAAUGUCUUAACAGCUGACAAUAGAGUUCCUCACUGGGAGAAAUUUAUCUUCGUGUCUGGACUGUAUACAGCUCUGCCUGAGCAGUGCUAGGGAGGACUUUAGUUUGCUCCUGGCAGAAAGGGAGGAGAGUUACUAGGGAGAUUCCCUGAGGAACACGGGUGUGUGGUGCAGAAGGAUGAAGAAAGGCCCCAGUUAAGAAAUGAGUGGAAAGUAGGGCGGCCCCUGUGGCACAGUGAGUAGGGCGCCGGCCCCAUAUACCGACGGUGGUGGGUUCGAACUCUGCCCCGUCCAAACUGCAACAAAAAAAUUAGCAGGGCAUUGUGGCGGGCGCCUGUAGUCCCACCUGCUCCGGAGGCUGAGGCAGGAGAAUCGCUUAAGCCCAGGAGUUUGAGGUUGCUAUGAGCCGUGACGUCCGGGGGACUCUACUGAGGGCGACGUAAUGAAACUCAGUCUCAAAAAAAGAGAAAGAACUGAGUGGAAAACAUCCUAAAAAUUAGGGUGCCUGAUAUCUCAUUGACAGCCACCAACUCAUCUGUAAUAUCACACCUUCUGUCUCCAGUGAAGUCGUGAGCUCUUCAUGGCAAGAGGAGGCAGGAAGGGUUGGGAGGAUGGAACUUUAGGUAAGAGCUUAGUUUCAUUUCUAGGUCAAUGUGUUGCAGAACCAGGUCAGAAUUCCUAGAUCAAGAGCUAGUACCAAAUGAGGCCCCAAGAAUAAAAUUCCCACCCCCAAGAUAAUUUACAACCAUCUUGGAGAAAGCUUUGGGUACCCACAGAGCAUAGAGUUGUUUUAUUUAAUCAUCACCACCAUUUUUGAGAUGUAAUUCAGAUACCAUAUAAUUUACCUGUUCAUAAUAUACAGUUAUAAUUGUAUAAUUUGACAAUUUUUAGUAUAUUCACAGAGUUGUACAUCUACAACCACAAUUUUAGGAUAUUUUCAUUACCUUACAAAGAAAUUCUGGGCGGCCCUUUGGCCCAGUGAGUAGGGCGCUGGCCCCAUAUACAGAGGGUGGAGGGUUCAAACCCAGCCGGGCCAAAUUGCAAUAAAAAAAUAGUCAGGAAUUGUGGCCAGCACCUGUAGUCCCAGCUACUCCGGAGGCAGAAGCAAGAGAAUCUCCUAAGCCCAAGAGCUGGAGGUUGCUGUGAGCUAUGACGCCAUGGCAUCUACCAAGGGUGACAAAGUAAGACUCUGACUUUAAAACAAAAAAAAUAAAGAAAUUCUGCAUACCUAGCUAUCACCUCUCAACACACUUCUCCUCAUUCAUUCCCUCCCCAAGCCUAGAUAACUACUAAUUUAAUUUCUAUCUUUAAGGGAUUUGCCUAUUUUAGAUAUUUGAUAUAAAUGGAAUUAUACAAUAUGUGGUCUUUUGUGACUGGCUUCUUUCACUUAGCAAAACGUUUUUGAGGUUCAUCUGUGUGGUAGCAUGUAUCAGUACUUCAUUUCUUUUUAUUACAAAUAAUGUUCUACAGUAUGGAUAUACCAUUUUUGUUUAUUCAUCAGUUUAUGGAGAUGUGAGUUAUUUUCACUUUUUGGCUUUCACGAAUAAUGCUGCUAUGAACAUUCAGGUGCAAGUUUUUAUGUGGACAUAUAUUUUCAUUUCUCGAGUAUGUUCCCAGGAGUGAAAUUGCUGGGGAUCAGAUGGUAACUGUUUAACAUUUUCAAAAACUGCCAGACUGCUUUCUAAAGUGGCUGCACCAUUUUACACCCACCCCACCCCCACACAAUGCAGUUUAUGAGGGUUCUAAUUUCUCCACAUCCUCGGCAACCUUUGUUAGUAUCUGUCUUUUUUUAAAUCAUUUUGAUUAUAGCCAUAUUGGUGGAUAUGAAGAGAUAUCUCAUUGUGGUUUUGAUUUUCAUUUUCCUAAUGAUUUAAUGAUGUUAAUCGUAUUUUCCUGGGUUUAUUAAGCAUUUAUAUAUCUUCUUUGAAGAAAUAUCUAUUCAAAUCCUUUUUUAAAAUUGGGUUGUCACUAUAUUAUUGAGUUGUUAAAUUCCCAUGAUGUCCUAUAUAUUUUUUCCUUUGUUUCUUUUUCUUUUCUUUCUUUCUUUUUUUUGAGACAAGAGUCUCACUCUAUUGCCCUGGAGUUGAGUGCCAUGGCAACAUCAUAACUCAUAGCAACUUCAAACUCUUGGGCUCAAGCGAUCCUCAUGACUCAACUUCCCAAGUAGCUGUGACUACAGGCAUCUGCCACAACCCCUUGCUAAUUUUUCUAUUUUUAGUAGAGAUGGGGUCUUGCACUUGCUUAGGCUGGCCUUGAACUGCUGACCUCUAGGGAAUCCUCCCGCCUCAACCUCCUAGAGUUGCUUGGCAUGAGUAUGCUUGGCCUCCUUUGUUUCUUUUGGUAUCACAUCUCAGAACCCAUUGUUUAAUGAAAGGUCAUAAUGAUUCAUACUUAUGUUCUUUUUUUGUUGUUCUUUUUUUUUUAAUAUUACUGUUUAUAAUUUUUUUUUCUCAUUUCUUUUU